Carya illinoinensis is the source of this 6815-nucleotide messenger RNA. RefSeq names its product cysteine-tryptophan domain-containing zinc finger protein 7. Gene Ontology annotation, molecular function: zinc ion binding. Bases 499 to 5580 code for a protein of 1693 amino acids. NCBI's taxonomy places the organism in Eukaryota, Viridiplantae, Streptophyta, Magnoliopsida, Fagales, Juglandaceae. The record is from RefSeq and is a predicted model, not a curated record. The transcript is spliced from 14 exons.
UUCUUUCAAUUUCUCUGCUCUGCGUAACAUUUUGCCUCAGAGAUAUAAAAGAGAGGAGAAAAUAAAUAAAGAAAAUUAAAAAAAAAAAAACGCGGCUGCUGUAUGCACCAAAAACCAGGGGAAGAGAGAGAGAGAGAGAGAGAGAGAGAGAGUGCUAAUGCGAUUCCAGCUACAGAAAUCGCAGCAAAGCGAUUCGGAAGCUCUAAGCAUGCGAGGAAAGAAAGAAGGAAAAACACAAAAUCAAAGCGGUCUUUUUUGUUUUUGUUUUUUUAUUUAAUCAAAUAGUUUGAUAUUGAAGACUUGAAUUAUUCAAGUUGUCAAAUUUAGGGGUGUGAUUGGUGAUCGGGGUUCAGUCUGAUGGUUUUAGCUGAAAUCCUUGGUAAGUUUUUGGUUCUGUGAAAUGGGUUGGCGAGAGUUUUGGAUUUGGACGUGGGGUUGUGAAGGUGAACCUUUGGGUUUGAGGGUUUGAUUGAAAAAAUUUUAGUACUUUUUUUUUUAAUGAUUUUCGUUGGGGAUGCAAGGAAGGGGGGGCUAGGGUUAGGUUUUGAGGGUGGGGGUGGCGGGAGAAGGAUGGAAGAGACCGAGCUUGAAGAAGGCGAGGCUUGUUCUUACCCGAACGACAACGGUGAUUACGAUGCCAGUGUCGACCCCGAUAUCGCUCUAUCUUACAUUGAUGAGAAACUUCAAAAUGUUUUGGGACACUUUCAGAAAGACUUUGAAGGUGGGGUAUCUGCAGAGAAUUUGGGGGCAAAAUUUGGAGGGUAUGGCUCAUUUUUGCCUGCCUAUCCGCGAUCUCCAGUUCAUCCAAGGACUUCUCCAAAAGUUCAGAAUUUCAGCAUAGCCGGAUCUCCAGACAAUAGGUUGUUGGAGGGUGGACAGCAAAAUUCUUUAGUUUCUUCAAAUGCAUCUCAGCCAGUGAGAGUUGAACUGACUUCUACUAGUUCCACAUCAUUGCCUGUAUUGAAGGCACCAUCCAAGAAGGAUUCUUUCAAACUAGAUAUUGCUGAGGAAGUCACUCCUAGAUAUGAAUCUGAGAACCAGAGACUGACUAAUUUAUCAGAUCAGAAAAUGCUGAAGGUUCGAAUUAAAGUGGGUUCUGAUAACUUGUCAACACGAAAAAACGCUGCAAUUUACAGUGGUCUUGGUCUUGAUGUCUCACCAUCAUCAUCAUUGAAUGACAGCCCUUCAGGAAGUGAAGGGAUGUCCCGAGAGCCCCAAGAUAUCCCGUUUGAAUCUCCCACAACUAUUCUCCAGAUUAUGACAUCCUUUCCAGUGCCUGGGGAUACACUCUUAUCACCUCUUUCCCAUAAUCUUAUUCACUUGACCAAGAAGGAAAAGCUUAUGAAAGUUUAUACAUCUAUGCCUGUGUCCAGGGAUGGCUUGGAAAGUACUAACACAAUACCUUAUGGACCUGAUUCCAGAAAGGUUGGUGGGAAAGUGGUAGGGGAGAAGAAAAUGAAAUCUCUGAAGCGAAGUGAUGUGAUAGCAGAAUUGAAGAGUGACAAUUGUAAGGAUGCACAGAAGGGCAAUGGGUUACUAUCAAGGAAGGAGCCAGAUAUUGACAUAUUGGCUUGUGAGGAGCCUGUUUCUAAGAAUCUGAAGCUAUCACUUCUAUCUAAUUCAAAUUCUGCUGUUGGGGGCAUGGAAAAAGGUAAAGAUAAAGCUUCUGAUAUAUCAAGGGAAGCUGAUAAGGGUUUACUAAAGGACAAAGACUUCUCUGAUCUAGCAGAAGAGGACCAUAUGGGGCCAACAUUCUCUCAAGAGAAUGGAUUUUUUGAGAAGUCAAAGGCUGGUUCAGCAGGAAAGGUUUCGGAAGAUAAUAGAGAAAGUUCUCUUGAUGAUAUUCCAGUAUUUCCUAGAAAAGCUGCCCAGCCCAAUGGAGAGAUGAGUAGCAACUCAGUCAAAUCCGAUUCAAAGGUUUCCAAGGGAACAAAAGCUCUAAACACCGAACUCACAGAUCCUUUCAAGGAGAAUCCUAAUCAGAAAGGUACUGUCUAUGAACAAGACAGUAUGAGAUUGGCGCCUGAGAAAGAACAUUCAUUUUCUGGGAGUAAGAAGAAAUCUAAUGGAAGUCAAAGUAAUGGCACCCUAGCUGUAGAUGUACCAAAAGUAAGCUUGAGGGUUGGUUCUUCUUCAGUUAGCAAAACAAAAAAGAGCACUCAUGCAGACCAUCAUACAUCUAAAAGUGAGUUUGAAGACUUCAAAAUACAAAAGGAUCUUGGAACAGCUGGAGAUAGGUAUAGAGAUUUUUUUGGGGAAUUGGAAGAAGAAGAGAACGAAAUGGAUUCGUUGGAAGUGCCUUCUGAGGAUAAGGACUGUGAGGUAGUUGAGAAAAGCAUAAGUGCCAUUAACAAUGCAUUGGGUGAAAGAUCAAGUGUUAAGAAAUUUGAUAAACUUUCAGUAACGGAUACUUAUCCUAAAGCAGAACCAAAUAUAGGUCCAUACUCUGGGAAUAGGCCCAUUUCUGAUGCAGCUCCUGCAAUGGGGGCUCCUUCAGUAAUGGAACUUGAUACUUGGGUCUCGUGUGACAGGUGUCAUAAAUGGCGGCUUCUUCCAUUUCCUAAAGACCUACCUGAGAAGUGGCUAUGUAGCAUGCUUGACUGGCUGCCUGGAAUGAACCGUUGUAGUGUUGCUGAGGAAGAAACCACAAAAGCUCUCAUCGCCCUUCACCAAAUUCCUGCUCCUGAAAGUCAAACUAAUUUGCAUGGUAAUCCUGGUGGGGUUUUAACUGGAGCAAUGUUGGCUAAUGUUCGGCGUCCUGACCAAAACCACCAAAAUAUUGGUUCAGACUCUAUGCCUUGGGGUGGACAGAAGAAAGAUGGGUUAACAGAAGCACCAGAUGUAUCAUAUAAAGAUGGUCUUUCUCAGUUGUCAAACUCAGUGAAGAAGAACUUGCAGGCAUCAGUGAAAGAUAGGAGCCUAAAUGAUGUGAACCAAUCUCCUGAUUCUCAGCAGCUAAGCAAGUCCAGUGACUUACCUGUUAAAAAACAUAAAGAGAAGCAAAAAGUACGUCAUAGCUAUUCUGAAGGAGGUUAUGUCAAUAAUUUAAAGAUGAAAAGAAUAAGGGAUGAUAGCGAUCUAGAUUGUUCUAGAGCUUCCAGGAAAAUGAAGACUGAAGGUACUGAUGAAGAUGGGAUGUUGGACCACAGUGAGCCCGCUAGGAAAAUAGGUCCAAGCUCAAGUAAUGGUUUUCCUGCUGCCUCUGAGAAGGAUCAAGCAAGAUACAGUGAACGCUUUUCAUUUAAGGACUCAAGGAAUGGGGUAAACGACGGUCCACAUGUUUCUGUUAAGAAUGCAAAACACAAAUUUCUGGUGUCCUUGGAUGGUGGAUCUUUGGAAACGGGAAACUCUGAUUCUAGAGAAAGUUCUGAAAAGAGGAAAGGGAAGGAUGAGUUCAAUGAUGAUGACUACAGGAAGGAAAAAAAAGUGAGGGUAUCCAAGUCCGAGGGGAAAGAAUCCAGGGCAAGUAGAGAUAGUGGUAGAACAGACAAAAAAGGUGGUCAAGCAAAGAACCAGCAACUUGAACAAGAUCCAGGGAGCAAUCUGUCUCAGCGAAGCUUGGAUGGUGUGGAUUCUUUGAGAAGGGAUUUAGGAUCUCUACAGCCUUCCAUGGCAGCAACUUCAAGCUCUUCUAAGGUGUCUGGUUCCCAUAAAACAAAGGCCAGCUUCCAGGAAGUGAAAGGCUCGCCAGUGGAAUCAGUUUCUUCAUCACCCAUGAGAAUUUCUAAUACAGAUAAGCUUACAUCAGAAAGUAGGGACAUCCAGGGAAAAGAUGACCUUCAGGAUGCUGGUCCCUUUGCUCUGGGUAGUCCAAGAAAUUGCUCAUAUGGUGAGGAUGAUAAUGGGAGUGGUCGACCUGGGACAGCAAGGAAGGAAAAAGCAUUCAAUAUAGCUUCUCACAGGUCCUUUGGGUCCACUGGGCCUGAUUUUCAGGAGAGGGAUUUUUGUCACAUAUCAGGUGGUAAAGCUAGACCUCAUAUUGUGCCUUCUCCUGUUGUUGCCAAUCCCCAUUGUGCAGAUGGUGGUGUCUAUAAUUUUGGCCAGGAUACUCCAAAUCCCAGUAAACCACCGUCUUCAAAUCAAUGCCAUGAUGAAGAAAGAAAGACUGAUAGUCCCUGUGCCCAUGAGUCUCGUCCAAGGAAGUCUGGAAAGGGGUCCUCUUCACUGUUGAAGGACAAGAACCGAAUUAUCAGAAAUGAAUUUGAUAUCGGUAAGGUCAAGAUUCCUCAGUCUCUCAAUGAUGUUCAAGAUGAUUCAACUUCGCAUGAAGUAAAACCUAGGGAUGAUAAAAAUGACUUUCAAGAGAAGUUUGGAAUCAAGUUUAAAGAAGCUCAGAACAAAUAUGUUGCGAAGAAAGAUCCUGCAAAAAAAUUGUUGAGUGAGAGUAGCAAAAGAGAGAGCCAAUUAAAGUGUGAAGAGCAUGAUGGUUCACAUACCAAAGUGGAUUCUAUCUGCAGACAGGAUGUUGCGUCUACAACAAAGCAAACUCUGCUGCAAGACUCCGAUGGUGAAAGGUCUUCAAAAAGGUUCCCUUCUGACAGGACUGAUCAAAUUGGACUAGUUUCUGGGAGAGAGAAGUCACUACCAUUACCACCCUCUAGAGGAUCUCAAAUUGAGACAGUUAAUCGCUGUCCCAGACCUGUUACUGGCUCCCACAAUGCAAAUGGAAUACAUAGUCCAGCAGUUGUCGCCUCCGAAAGUGACACUGCAUUAAUGGCACAAAAGCAGGCAAGAAAGGCCGAUCAUCAGAAUGGAACUCAGCACAAUAGUUCAAGAAAUCCUGCACCCAAUGGGCAGAAAGCCAGGGAACUCAAUGCCCCUAGUCCAGCUAGAAGAGAUUCCUCCAGCCAGGCUGCUACCAAUGCUCUGAAAGAAGCAACAGAUCUUAAACAUUGUGCUGAUCGUCUCAAGAACUCUGGAUCAAGUCAUGAGAGCACGGGAUUCUAUUUUGAGGCAGCCCUCAAGUUUCUUUAUGGAGCCUCUCUAUUGGAGUCCGGUAGCUGUGAGAGCUCCAAGCACAGUGAGAUGAUUCAAUCAAAGCAAGUGUAUAGUAGCACUGCUAAACUAUGCGACUUUUGUGCCCAUGAAUAUGAGAAAUUGAAAGACAUGGCUGCUGCUGCUCUGGCCUACAAAUGCAUGGAGGUGGCUUAUUUGAGGGUAAUUUAUUUUUCACAAACUAGUGCGAGCAGAGAUCGCCAUGAGUUGCAGACCGCUCUACAAAUGGUUCCUCCUGGUGAGUCUCCUUCUUCAUCUGCUUCUGAUCUUGACAACUUAAACAACCCUACCACAGUAGACAAGGUUACCUUAUGUAAGGGUGUUAGCUCUCCCCAAGUUGCUGGAAGCCAUGCGAUUGCUGCACGAAGCCGUCCCAACUUUAUGCGGUUACUCAAUUUUGCACAGGAUGUAAAUUUUGCAAUGGAAGCGUCAAGGAAAUCGCGGAUUGCUUUUACGGCUGCUAGUGUAAGCUUGGGCGAGACUGAGAGUAUCUCUUCUAUUAAGAGAGCUCUAGAUUUCAACUUCCAAGAUGUUGAGGGAUUCCUGCGUUUGGUACGGCUUGCAAUGGAGGCCAUUAGCCGUUAAACAACCGCAAGUGGUUUUGAAGACAAUUCAACCCUUGGAAGAAAGUUAUUUUGGUUGGUGUAUCAUGUGCAUUAAGCCUUAAAGGAACAAAAGAAAAGAGGCUGAGCUGGAUCUCUCUCUUCGACACUGCAUAUUAGUUUCUUGAGAGACUGAUCACCACUAACCUGCGAGGUUGGUGUUCUCUGUACACGUAUUUGAGACAAGAUGAACGGUGGCAGGCUGUGCCUGCUUUCUGAGUCAGACAAGGAAUAAAUGAAGUGUGAUUCAUUAUCAUUUAAGGUGCUGCCAAAAUGAUUCCGAGAUUUUAGAUGUAUGUGGGGAUAUGAUGCUUCUGAUUGUGGCUGAGGUGUGGGGUCAUAGGCAGGAACAGUUUCUCUUUGUUAUUGAUGUACACAAUCAGAAAUAUGUCAGCAAAAAUUAUGUAAGAGAAAGGAGAAUUACAGUGAUAACCAUGUAGCUCUCAGAACUGCAUUUGCCAAGUAUCUUCCUAUAAAAGAGUAUGUCUGUAAAUAUACAAGGCAUUGAUGUCCGUUUAUACCAGGAACAGCUUAUGCUUCUUUUUGUUUUUCAAAAGGAUUGACAGUGUAAUAUCAUCUCAUCAACUAGCACAUCUGUAUCUAAACAGGUGAAGUUACUCUUUUCACUACUUUAAUAAACUUGGAGUAUAAAGCUUCACUUAUAUGUCAAUGAAGUGGUAGUUUCCUCCCAAUUGAUAUUGUCAAGACGGUUAAGCAUUAGUGAUGUUAAUAUUGCACUUCCAGGCUUUGGUAGUAUUCAUGAAGGAGCCAGCCACUGUUUUGUGAUGUCCCUGGAAUAAAACAUUGUAUGUAACUCUGGACUCAUUGAAAGGUUAAGCCUUCCAUGAACAAAUUCUUCAUACUAAUAAAUCUUGCUCUGUACUGUGUGGGAGAGUUUGAAUAAAAAGAAAGAACUAGCGUAGGAACUCACAGCAUUCUUACAAACACGGGGUGGUACGGUCCAUUGGUCAAGAUGGUGAGAGCUUUAGAGAAUGUUCAAAUUCUCCCUGAGAAGACCACCACUUUAAACCCUUUGAUUGAGCAAUUGAGGCAGUUGCAGGCAGCAGGGCUCGCUCGCUUGCUGGUUACUGAUUAUUUGUAUUCUUUCUUUCCUGAUGGUUUGUAAACAGCAAGUGAAUAAUGAUGUGAUUUUUGACCCCUCCCUUAUUCAUCUAGUUUUACAUAAUAAAAUCCUCAAGGAUGGAUGCCCUUUUUUAA